GAAGGUUACCUAGUUGGGCCGGGCUUCGACGGCCCGGUUUCAACGAUUGAAAAGAAAUGGAAGAGGGCGACGGCCAGGGCCGAGGGAUGGAGGAGAGAGAGGCGACUCGACGGCCUCCGCCUUCGAUGGCAGCGAAGAAGAGAGAGAUGGAGAUCGAGAUGGCGACGGAGAAGAACGUCGAGCGGUUGCUCAACCGGAUCUCACUCGUUUUCGCGGCCGUCGCCACUCUGGCCCUCCUCCAUCUCUUCUCGAACUCCUCCCUUUCUUGCACUCCCGCUCCCGUCGUCCGCAUCGAUCGCCACGUCGCCCGCCGCCACCAACAGGACGGCGACUCUUCCCCUCGCUCCUCCUGCGACGUCGCGGCCCGCGAGGUCGUCACCCCCGAAAAACGCUUCGUCAAGCUCCGCUCCUCUCGCGCCUGGCGCCGCAGAGCCGAUGCCUUCGCUGCCCUGUUCGCGACCCUACGCUCCGCCCGUAUCCUCUACAACUCCACCAACGUUCUCUGCGUCUCCGCUGGCGCGGGCCACGAGGUUGCCGCCCUACAGGAGUCUGGUGUUGCCGACGUCACCGGCGUCGACAUCAUCGACUUCUUCCCUCUGGUCCGCCGCGCAGACCCGCACAACCUCCCCUUCUUCGACAACGUAUUUGAUCUCGGAUUCAGUACCGGCGUAACCGAGGCGCUGUUCCCUGCUCGGUUCGUUUCCGAGAUGGAGCGCACCGUACGCCGAGGCGGAGCCAUCGUCCUGGCGGUGAACCUCCCGUCCUCGGCCCAGGAAGUGGAGGAGAUCAAGGCGAUGUUCAAAAAAUCAAUCCUUUUAGAGGUGAGGAAUAUGACCAUGCUUGGAUCUGAUAUGACGCUUAUCGUGAUGAAAAACAAUGGGAAAAAAGCAUCUUGACUUGACGAUGAUACAAGGACACUAGGAGCUGUGCCAAUGUAACAAAGUUUUCAUAUCUUAGCAACUUUUCAAUGCAUAUCGAUUUAUUUCAAGGAAGAGGCACUGAUGAGAGAAGAAUCUAGAAG
This is a messenger RNA of Zingiber officinale, 1021 nucleotides long. RefSeq lists its product as uncharacterized. The transcript has 2 exons. The coding region runs from base 57 to 896 and encodes 279 amino acids. NCBI's taxonomy places the organism in Eukaryota, Viridiplantae, Streptophyta, Magnoliopsida, Zingiberales, Zingiberaceae. Gene Ontology annotation, molecular function: S-adenosylmethionine-dependent methyltransferase activity. The record is from RefSeq and is a predicted model, not a curated record.